UUAUAUAGCUUAGAUGCAGCAGAACUCUUCCACAUAGCAGUAGUGUCUAGCAUACUCUAGCGUGGUCCAGAGAGGUGUCUCUCACUGAUUUACUGUGUAUAUUCAUAGCUUCAGGGAAAGUCAGCAGUGAAACACUUUCUGCUUUUGACCAAGAGCAGAAGUUUUUUAAAAAAAUUGAAGUGACCAAGAGCAGAAGUUUUUUAAAUACAUUGAAGGGCAAUGGAGAGCCACUGAAGAGUUUUCAGCAAGGGAGUGCCAAAAUCAGAAAUAACGGGCUCUCUGGCAGCUGUGUGGAAACUGCAUUUAGGUGCAAGAUUGGAAGUACAACAUAGGUUCGUCAGAAACUUUCACCUGAGCAAAACACACAUCGUUUACUUUGCUACACGGCCUCGCCACCUAGUCCUGUCAGGUGCAUCUCUAAACCGCAGGUAAGAGCUUACAAGGCAGAAAGCUACGUCAGGUUGAUUCCUGCCCCUUCCUUCCUCGGAUAACUUUAACUUUCCAUCUGGCACAGACCGCUCAUACGUGCUUUCCCAGAAACGGGCUUAGGUCAGACACAUUCUUAGCAGAAGUUGAAGCUCCGCAGACAGAACAGCGUGAGUUUUCUCCCGACCGUCUCAAAAAAGCGCCGGCCGCCGCCAGCUCUCCGGGCCUCUUCCGACGGCUCAGAGGGGGUGCUUCACUCUCCGGUCACCGCCCACCGCGGUGGGACUUGCCGCCGACCCGGCUGCCCCCGCAGGGGGCGUGAGGGGCGCCGCCUCGCUCGGCCGCAGCAGGAGAAGGAAGAGGCGUGACGUCGCGGGAACUCCCACGCGACGUUGCGUGACGUCGCGGGAGAUCCGGGCGGGGCGAGCGAGGCCGGCUGCCCUCGGGCCAUCCCCCCGCCCUGCAAAGCGCGGGCUGUCCCGACGCGGCGGUUUGGCCCGUUAGUGAGGGAACGGCGAGAAAAGCGAAGGGCCGUCUCUUCCCAGCCCCAGAAGCGGGCUCGCUUUCCUGCUGGGGCUUUCGAGACUCUCGAGGCUGUCUUGCAAACCGUAUUUAAACUGGCCAAAGACAACUUCAGACCUAUAUAAUGUAACAGAAAAGGUCAGAAAACAUUAGGCAGUACAAGUGUGGAGCAUAUUAAGCAAGAUGAACGUCUCUGGAAGCAGUUGUGGAAGCCUUAGUUCUGCAGAUGUAUCUAAUGACUUUAAGGAUCUUUGGACAAAACUAAAGGAGUAUCAUGAUAAAGAAGUACAAGGUUUACGAGUAAAAGUAACCAAACUGAAAAAGGAACGAAUUUUAGAUGCACAAAGACUAGAAGAAUUCUUCACCAAAAAUCAACAGCUGAGAGAGCAACAGAAAGUCCUUCAUGAAACCAUUAAAGUUUUAGAAGAUCGGUUACGAGCAGGAUUAUGUGAUCGCUGUGCAGUAACUGAAGAACAUAUGCGGAAGAAACAGCAAGAGUUUGAAAAUAUUCGUCAGCAGAAUCUUAAACUUAUCACAGAGCUUAUGAAUGAAAAGAAUACUCUACAGGAAGAAAAUAAAAAGCUUUCUGAACAGCUGCAGCAGAAAAUUGAGAAUGAUCAGCCACAUCAAGCAGCUGAUCUUGAAUCUGAGGAAGAUGUUAUUCCAGAUUCACCAAUAACCACCUUUUCAUUUUCUGGCACUAACCGGCUACGAAGAAAGGAGAACCUCCAUGUCCGAUACGUAGAACAAACACAUACUAAACUGGAGCACUCUGGGUGUGCACAUGAAUUGAGAAAAGUACCAACGUCUUCAACUCAUCCACAACAUAAACCUAAUGAAAGUGAAAUUCUAGUAGCCGAUACUUGUGCUCAGAGUCAAGCUCCAAUGGCUAAAACACAUGGAAAAAGCAGUUAUUCUCCUGAUAAUUUAGCUACAGUUGUUGCUGAAACACUUGGACUUAGUGUUCAAGAUGAAUCUGAAUCUCGAGGCCCUAGGAGCCCUCUUGAUGAUGAGCUCUACCACUGUCUGGAAGGAGAUCACAAAAAACAACCUUUUGAGGAAUCUACAAGAAAUAGUGAAGAUAGUUUAAGAUUUUCAGAUUCUAAUUCAAAGACUCCUCCUCAAGAAGAAUUGACUACUCGGGUAUCAUCUCCUGUAUUUGGAGCUACCUCUAGUGUGAAAAGUAGUUUAGGUUUGAAUACAAGUUUGUCGCCUUCUCUUCUAGAGACUGGGAAUAAAAAACAUCUGAAAACAGUGCCUUUCAGCAACACUUCUAAUCCUAGAUUAGAGAAACCUAGAUCAAAAUCUGAAGAUGGUGCCCUUUUCACACAUCCUAAUCUUGGGGCUGAAGUGAACAAGAUCACUAACCCAUCAUCUUCUAAUAAGCAGAUGCUUAUAAAUAAAAACACAAGUGAACCCCUAAGUGAACAGGAUAGUAUUGCUCACAUGAAAGAUACUGUCACAGAUAAACAUGUGGUACCCCUGAAAUCAUUGGGAGGCAGAACCAAAAGGAAGAAAAUCGAGGAAGAAAGUGAAGAUGAAGUAAGCUGCCCCCAAGCCUCCUUUGAUAAAGAAAAUGCUUUUCCUUUUCCACUGGAUAGUCAUUCUUCCAUGAAUGGAGACUAUGUGAUGGAUAAACCUCUGGAUCUGUCUGAUCGAUUUUCAGCUAUUCAGCGUCAAGAGAAAAGCCAAGGAAGUGAGAACUCUAAAAUCGGAUUUAGGCAAGUGACUCUCUAUGACGCUUUGAAGCCCAUUCCAAAGGGCUCUUCCUCAAGCCGGAAGGCCUUGAGUCAGAGCUGUGAGUUAACCAGAGAUUCCCCAGAAGAGCCCCGUUUACAGGCGUCCCUCCUCCAGUCCUUGAGUAAAUCUCCAGAUAAUAAAACACUGUUACAAAUAAAGGAAGAAAAUCCUAUCUUUAAAAUUCCUCUAUGUCCACGUGAAAGUUUGGAGACAGAGAAUCUUUUUGGUGACAUGAAGGGUGCUGGUUCUCAGGAGCCUAUAAAAAUAAACAACAGGUCAGUCCAUGGAGCAUGUGAACCUGCAUCUGUUCUUCAGUUAAAUCCAUGUAGAAUUGCUAAAACAAAGUCUCUACAAAACAACCAAGAUGUAUCCUUUGAAAAUAUCCAGUGGAGUAUAGAUCCAGGAGUAGACCUUUCUCAGUAUAAAACGGAUAUUACUGUAGUAGACACAAAGGAUGGCAGUCAGUCAAGAUUAGCAGGAGGAGAGACAGUGGACAUGGACUGUACGUUGGUUAGUGAAACUGUGCUUUUAAAAAUGAAGAAUCAAGAGCAGAAGGGAGAAAAAAGUCCAAAUGGAGAAAGAAAAUUGAAUGAUAGCUUGGAAGAUAUGUUUGAUCGGACUACACAUGAAGAGUAUGAGUCCUUUUUGGCGGAUAGCUUCCCCCAAGUAGCAGCUGGAGAGAAGGAGUUGUCAACUACUACCAAAAAACCAAACUCUCCUGGUGAUAAACAAGAUAAAGUCAAACAGAAAGCAUUUGUGGAGCCAUAUUUUAAAGAUGAUGAAAGAGAGACUAGCUUACAAAAUUUUCCUCACAUUGAGGUGGUUCGGAAAAAAGAAGAAAGAAGAAAAUUGCUUGGACACACAUGUAAGGAAUGUGAAAUUUAUUAUGCAGGUUUUCCAGCAGAAGAAAGAGAAAAGAAGUUGGCUGCCUGCUCAAGACACCGAUUUCGGUACAUUCCACCCAGCACACCAGAGAAUUUCUGGGAAGUUGGUUUUCCUUCUACUCAGACUUGUAUGGAAAGAGGUUACAUUAAAGAAGAUCUUGAUCCUUGUCCUCGUCCAAAAAGACGGCAGCCUUACAAUGCAAUAUUUUCUCCGAAAGGCAAAGAGCAGAAGACAUAAAUGUUGAAUGAAAAGCAGGAGAGAUGACACUUUGCUUUUUAGUUAUUUAUAGUUAAAGUUGGUAUUACUGAUUUGUUUUUCAUCUUCUGUAAACCAAUUUAUAAAUCAUUUUUCUAUUGAAAAUGUUUUUACAUGGCAUUUACCCCUUACACAGAUGACUAUUUAAAAAUGGAUAAGUUUAUGUUGUAUUUUCUUGCUUUUGCACCUUUAAAAUAAUAAGGUGCUUUCAUUUUGCACUCUAAGUUAAGAGUUGUUUAUUACUUUAUUUGGUAAUACCUAAUUACAGUUUUGAAAAUAUGAUAGUUGUAGUCUGACUUGUUGCCUUUCUGAUCUUUUUCUUUUUACUCCAUCUUUCCUUGGUAUUCACAUUCAGCAGUGACUUCAUGUUAACAUUACAGAUUUGUAUUUUCUUAAUCAAGUUGCUUUUAUGUAGGUGAUUCCAAUGUCUGGCAUUCAGGUCUUUUAAAAGGCUAAAUUUUAAUAAUCCUUUUAACUUUCCAGCUUCUUUCUUUCAUUGACUUGAAGUACUACUCUGUAAUGAAUUCCUUUCAAGGUGACUACAAAUAUUAACUUUCUUUCCUUUGCCACAUACUGUAAAUUAACAUCCUCUGAUCAUAGUAUUCCAGCUCUUCAGAUGUUUUCUUUUCAUCAUACUUGUUUUUUCCUAGUGCAGUUUUCAAACUGAAUCUGAGUUCUUCUCUGCCCACAUGUUCAAAUUCAGUUACUUGUAUUUCUCUGGAUUGACUAACUGUUAUGAACUUCCAAUUUGGCAACAAAAUAGAUUUCUGUAUUUAGCAACUUUCUACUCCUCUGGAACCUAGUGUCUGAGUCAUCAAGAUAACUGACCACAUCUGUGUCACCUUUCUAGUGGCAUUUUGUUUAUCAGUAUCUUGUGUAUUCCUUUAAUCUAGAUCUUGACAGUGUUACAUAAGCAGGAGUACCUGACACACUGAAUGGAAUGCCUUACUAAACUCUAAGUAACUUUAUAGAUAUAACCUUUACUUCUCAGAGUUUUUAAAAAUCUGUUUAGUCUCAUCUUCCUCAUUGAUCAAGGUUUUCAUGAAUAAAUGACAUCAGUUUUGUUUUCACAGAGGGGAUUGGAAAAGAAAUCACUUAUAUUUAGUAUAUACUUGUAUGUUAGACCCUCUUUGUAUAUCGUUUGGCUCUGAAUGUGACUCUCAGUUGUUGUUUUUUAAUGCCCCUAUCAUAGCUUCUAUUCAGCACUUUUCUUCCCUUCCCAAAUUGUUUAUCCUAUGUUUGAUUUUUGUUUUCUGCUGGCAGUCAACUGAUCUCCCCCAAAUAAUAGACAUUCAGUUGAUCACUUAGUAUAUGCCAGGAACUGUGUUAUACUCUUCAUAGAUUUUUCUCUUUUAAUAUUCAAAUAAAUUCACAAAAUUUAUGUAUCAGCUUAACACUAAGCUGCGAAAAACAGAUCCAAGAAAGAUUAAACAGCAAAUGACUUGUUUUCUUUUUCUCACAUUGAAAUGUCUGGAGACGAGCAGUCCAAAGCUGGUCCAUGCCCUCAUGAACCCAGAUUUCUUCCAGCUUUCUGCUCUUUUGUACUUUGUAUGUGGCCUUCAUCUUUGUGACUAUUAAAUAGUUAUGCCACAUCUGGCAUCAUGUCCAUGUUCUAGGCAGAUAGAAGGGAAAAGAAAAGUACACAUUUGUUUUUGUCCUUCUUUAAAAAGUUUUCCAGAAGACCCCUCCCAGUAACUUUCCCUGUUUCUCAAUGGCCAGGAUGGUCACUGAGAGACACCUGGAUUGGAACAGGGCACCACAGGAUGUGUAGUUAGAGCUCUGUACCUCCUUGGAUUUGUUUUUUAAAAGGUAGCCUAAGCAGAGACAAGAGAUUGUCUCCUUGAUAGUGGCUUGACAGCAAUCCAACCCUUUAGCCAGCAUUUUUCAUUUUUCCUCAGUCAACCUGUGAGGUUGGGUAAACUGAGGUCUCUUCAUCUGCUGUUGACAAGUUCUACCUUUAAAUGAAGUACUGUAAUACACUUUUUAAAAACACUUGAGUUAGAUGAUGCAUUUAAACACAGAACUGCAGUUUGUGAUUUGUUUAAGUGGAUUAUAUGAAAGGGCUUUCUUCAUUUGUUAAGCAUUAUACAUGUUAGACAGUUUUUUCAUACAAAUAUAUAUCAGUCACUUUGUAUAUAGUCACAAACAGUUUCAGGUUGCCUGUGAGCUUUUUAAAAUUGAAGACCUGUGAUUUAAACUUUGAAAGCGUGCAGAACCUCCGUGUCCGCACUUAACAUUGGAUUAACACCUUUCCUGCCUUUGACAGACAGGCAUUGGGAUUAAACCAUUUGAAAGCUAAGGCUGUCAGAGGCAACAGUUUGAAUGAGUUAAUCAUGCGUCUCCAGAUGUAUAUAGGAGGUAUAACAUGCUACCUU
This is a messenger RNA of Hippopotamus amphibius kiboko, 6203 nucleotides long. It is a transcript of the gene RBBP8, whose product is annotated as RB binding protein 8, endonuclease. Lineage: Eukaryota; Metazoa; Chordata; Mammalia; Artiodactyla; Hippopotamidae. Bases 1132 to 3810 code for a protein of 892 amino acids. Gene Ontology annotation, cellular component: site of double-strand break. Gene Ontology annotation, biological process: double-strand break repair via homologous recombination; DNA double-strand break processing involved in repair via single-strand annealing. The transcript is spliced from 21 exons. The record is from RefSeq and is a predicted model, not a curated record. Gene Ontology annotation, molecular function: double-strand/single-strand DNA junction binding; Y-form DNA binding; flap-structured DNA binding.